AUGCUCGAAAACCUUUGCAUGCUGCCGCUGUCGGCAGAUGUGUUCGCGCAAGUGCUGCACCCGACCGAGCCACUCUUGACCGUCGGCCUCUCCAACGGCCGCGUCGAGUGCUACCGGCUGCCCGACGCAGGUGCGGGCAACAAUGGCCAGAAGGCCGGCGUGAUCAAGCCGCUGUGGACGACCAAGCGCCACAAGGGCAGCUGCCGCAGCCUGGCGUGCAGCGUCGACGGCAAGUGGGUGUACUCGGCGGGCGCCGACGCCGUCGUCAAGCACUUUGAUCCGCUCACCGGCAAGGUCGUGUCCAAGUUUGCCAUUCCCCCACGCCACGACGGCGGUCUCGACCCGCCUGCCAUUAUGCACAUCCUGUCGCCGCAGACGCUGCUGCUGGGCACCGACGACGGGUGCCUGUACAUUUACGAUUUGAAGGUGGACGGCUCUGUGGCGCCGAAGCCCAGCCGCACACACAAGCCGCACGACGACUACGUGACCUCGAUCACGCCCCUGCCGCCCUCGGCCGAGAGCACCUCGGGGUACCCCAAGCAGUGGGUCAGCACUGGCGCCGGCACGCUGGCCGUGACGGACCUGCGCGCAGGCAUUGUCGCGCGGUCCGAGGACCAGGACACGGAGCUGCUCUGCUCGACCAUGAUCCCGCGGGGGCUGGGUCCCAAGAACCUGCGCGGCAACCCUGUUGUGGCCGUGGGCACGGGCGACGGCGUGCUGACGCUGUGGGACAAGGGUGCGUGGGACGACCAGCAGGAGCGGUUCUACGUGGCCGGCGGACGCAAGCAAAAGGACGGUGAGAGCCUGGACGCCGUGGUGCGGGUGCCCGACAGCGUGCCGUGGAGCAACGGGCAGACGGUUGUGGUGGGCGCGGGCGACGGCACGGUGAGCAUAGUGGACCUGCGGAGCCGCGAGGUGCGGCAGGUGCUGAUGCACGACGAGGUGGAGGGCGUGACGGCUGUGGGGUUUGACAGCCUGGGCCGGCUGGUCACGUCGGGCGGGCACACCGUGGGCAUCUGGCAGGAGAACAAGGACGCCAACGGCGGUGGGGUUGGUGGUGGAAGCGACGAUGAUGACGAUGAGGACGACGAAAAAGACGGCGACGAGGCGGACGGUAGCGAUGCCGAGGACAAGCCCAAGAACAACAAAAAGCGCGCAGCCGACAGCGACAGCAACAGCGACGACGACGAUGAUUCGGACAGCGACGAUUCGGAUCGUGAGCCGACGAAGCGUCGCAAGAAGAAGAACAAGAAGGGCCGUAAGGCCAAGCCACAGGCAAAGCGUGCCUCAUUCCCCGGCCUGGAUUGA
Sporothrix brasiliensis 5110 is the source of this 1308-nucleotide messenger RNA. RefSeq names its product WD repeat protein. Bases 1 to 1308 code for a protein of 435 amino acids. Gene Ontology annotation, molecular function: protein binding. The transcript has a single exon. NCBI's taxonomy places the organism in Eukaryota, Fungi, Ascomycota, Sordariomycetes, Ophiostomatales, Ophiostomataceae. The record is from RefSeq and is a predicted model, not a curated record.